Messenger RNA from Dichotomopilus funicola, 1359 nucleotides. RefSeq lists its product as uncharacterized. Lineage: Eukaryota; Fungi; Ascomycota; Sordariomycetes; Sordariales; Chaetomiaceae. The transcript has 2 exons. Bases 1 to 1359 code for a protein of 452 amino acids. The record is from RefSeq and is a predicted model, not a curated record.
AUGUCUCUGACGGAGCUAUCCAUCGACAACACAGCUCGCAGCAAGGCCUGCGAGGCCGAAGGCGGGUCCUCCUGGCUCACCGUAACCAGGGAUGGCCCAUUGUUGCAUUGUAAGGCUAGCGGAUGGCGCCGCGAUGAGAAUCCUGGAAGAAAGCAACAUCAAUUCGAUCCUGUCGUCGUCAUCCGCCCCCGUCAGGACCCCACGCAAACCGACGAAACUGAGGCAGACGCUACCGUCUUCAUCACCUCAACCGUCGCCGGCGUGGCCACAUUGACUGUCACCAGGUCUGAAUCAACGUCGUCGGUAUCAUCGUCAUCAUCAACAACAUCAUCCCUAGCGUCACACUCAUCACGCUCAUCAUCAUCCCCCUCUUCGUCCUCCCCAAGGGAAACAAGGAUAAGGACAAGGACAGCGACAAGAACAGAAACCUUGACCUCAACCUCAAACUCAACCUCAAACUCAACCUCAAACUCAACCUCAAACUCAACAGAAACCUCAACCUCAACACUGGGUACCACUGUACCCUCACCACCCACCAUCUCUCCCACACCCUCCUCCAAUCAUGACCACCCUCCGGCGGCCACCCCCGUCAGCAGCAACGGGAUGACCAUAUCCGUCAGCGCCCUCGUCGGCAUUGUCAUCAGCUGCGCGAUCGUCGUGAUCUUUGCCGCGCUCGUCCUAUGUAUGUGGUGGGGCCGGCAACGGCGGCAACAAGGGGAAGCGGGAUGGGGGGGAAGAACGUUGAUCAGCCGGAGCGGUGCUGACGAGCUGCUACCGCCGGGAAUGGAGUCGGUGUUUAAUCCGAUGACGCAGAGCGGACCUGGAAGUGUCUUUGAUCGGACUGAGGGUAUGUAUAGCCUGGCGCAACCUUACGUAGAAUCCGUCUCGCAUGAAAACAUUAUAAGCCAGUGCCUUGCGUUAUCUAACACCGCAUCUCUAGGGCGAAUGGCCAGGGUAGACAGUAUGGUCGGGCUCAGACAAACUCCUCGCCAGGGCAUAGCGGCCAGCAACGAGGGGAACAAAACCUCUUCCACCAGAACCCUCGCGCCUGGUGAACCAUGGGAGGCCUCGGCCCCCCCUAGCUGCGGCCCAGCCCUAAGCCUAGGCUCGAGUUCAAUUGGGCUUGAUUCGAAGUCCGUCCAGGCCGCUGAGACACAUGCAAAGGGAGAAACAGAGACGGAGGCAAUCGGCAAGCUUGGACUUGGAAGUGACGGGUCCCAACUAGGGUUCCGCGGUUGUACAGGAAGGGUGGACAUUCUCGAUGCCACACCUCGGGCGACGCUGAACUCGACGGAGCAGGAACGGAAGGCGGGGACGUAUGCGAAUAGUUGGACACGGUUCCAGAAUGUGCAGUUGUGA